Camellia sinensis is the source of this 2473-nucleotide messenger RNA. Lineage: Eukaryota; Viridiplantae; Streptophyta; Magnoliopsida; Ericales; Theaceae. The record is from RefSeq and is a predicted model, not a curated record.
UUAAUCCACAAAGCUAAUCGUCCACAUAUUUCGUAUGAACUAUAUAUAUAGACGCAGAUAUUCACAGUUGCUUAGCUUAUACCAACAAUGGCGUCUCAGACUCAGAGGCAAGCUCUUGCUGCUGAUGGUCUUGAUGAAUCUGUGAGUAUUGAGAUUAAACAGGGUGACAAGAGAGAUAUUUGUUCACUCAGCAACAAUAAGUGGCUAAACUCCAUAAUGGAUGCUCGAAACGAGCCUCGAUCUCUAAGCAUCAAAUCACAGAAGCCCAAAAUACAGAAGGCUCAACCGAUGCUUCGUGAGGUUGAAUCCAACAAGAAAUGCUACGAUCCUCGGGUGGUUUCAAUCGGUCCUUGCCACCAUGGAAAACCAGAGCUUGAACCUGUUCAAAGGCUCAAAAUUCCACUGGCACGAGAAUAUGUCAAAGGAAGCAAAGCAACGAUCGAUGAAUUAUACAAUGAGGUGGUCAAUGUGGUCGAUGAAGCCAGGAAGUGCUAUGCUGAAGGCUUAACAGAACGGUUCAAUUACGAGGAAUUUGCCCAGAUGAUGUUCCUUGAUGGCUGCUUCAUCCUUCAGUACAUUUACAGCAUCGUAAAUGAAAGUCACACAGUUUUGAAGAUAAUCCACCAUGCUCCUUUGGUGCGGCGAGACUUGUUCUUGUUGGAGAAUCAACUUCCUUUCAUAGUUCUCCAAGUGCUAAUGCGCCUGAGAUUUGAAAAUCAUGAUGAGGAAAACAUGAUCACUGGGGAAAACAUGAUCACUGUUUUCAUCAAGCGCAUAAGAGGAGAGUCUGUGGUGAGAGCUGGACUAAUAGAACAAAUCAGAAUCUUCUUUGACAAGAAUGUUUGGGGGUUAGUACAUCAUGAGACGCAACAAAAGAAUUCCAACGACGAACCCCCCAUUCAUCUUCUUGAACUCGUUCGCAGGCAAUAUAUCGACCCAACAGCUUUUGCCAUUGGGUGUUACAUAACUGGUGGUUGGUACUCUCGUCGAUCCGCCAAGGACUUCAAGUCAGUUGGGAUACAAUUUAAGCCAAGCAAGACAUUCCAAUUGACAGACAUAGAUUUCAACCCAACAUGCACUUCCGGGAUUCUAAAACUCCCUCCGAUGAUCAUUGACGACACAACAAAAUCUAUUCUGUUGAACUUGGCUGCCUAUGAGGCCUGCCCAGAUAGUGUAACCGACUUUGGGGUGACCUCUUACAUAUGUUUCAUGGAUUCUCUUAUUGAUCAUGCUGACGAUGUGAAGGUGCUGAGGUCCAAAGGUAUAUUGCUCAACUUUCUUGGUAGUGACCAACAAGUGGCUGAUAUUUUCAAUGAGAUAGCUACUGAGUUGGUUCCAAGCCCUCAUGCUUAUGUUGAAGUGAAAACAAGAAUUGAAAAGCAUCAUAAAAACAGCAUGAAGAUUUGGAUGGCAGAGUGGCACCAUACAUAUUUUAGGAGCCCUUGGACUUUCAUUGCUGUCGCUGCUGCAAUUUUGGCUAUUACUUUGAGUGUUUUUCAGACUUUCCUUGCAGCAAUUCAGACUUACCUCACAGCCAACCCACCAAAAGGCCGCUGCGACGACUUGCUACGUUGCUACGCAUCCGAGGCUUGAAAACGUUUCUGGAAAGUACUUGGCAGACUGCAACGAAGCUUCAACAUGCAAAUUGGGAUCCAACUCUACCGAAGCUGCAAGGUUGUGGUCUGUCUUGGAGCUCAUGCCCCAAGAAUUUCUCAAAUUUCUCUAGAUUCAACCCAGAGAAAAUUCAAAGGAUCAGACCAACAUUCAUGUUUAUCCUGAUUGGGUAGCCAUGCAAGUUUUUCAUUUGAUGCAUGCUCUUAUGGAACACAAAAAAUCAAGUUAUCAUGUUCUAAUGAAUUUUAUGUUUAAGUAGUGAUUCAAGACAGUUUGUUGCAUCUUCAGGCAUACUUUGGCGGCAGAGUGACUGUAUCACCGUAUUUCAACUCAGCUAUUGCAUCUGGUCAUGCCCAGAGAAAUUCUUUGGGUUGAGAGAAUUUCUCUGGCUGGGAAUUUUCUCUAGGUUGUGGAGUCCAGAGAAAUUCUCUGGGUGGGAGAAUCUCUGAAAAUGUUUGUCUGAGAAUUUCUUUGGGUUUGGGGAGUCCAAAGAAAUUUUGAAAUUUCUCUGGUUCAACCUUUGGACAGCAAAAGAAAGCUCUGUUUCUCCGAAGCCAAGUUUUUUCCAUGAGAAUUAUUGCAAAAAGCACAAAAUCUGACUUGCUUGGAGGAGAAACUCCAAAUAUCAAGGAUGGAGUGAGAAAAUGGUUGAUCCAAUCUGAGAAUGAUAGGUGGGAGAAAUCACCUGUCCUAAUACCCAACUUGGCAAACCAAAUCAUCUUCAUGGGUUUGCAUAAGAAGAACAGAUGGAUUGCAGAUUCAGGUUCCGCUCCGCAGAAGGGACAUUCAGAGGAGUCUAUUUGGAUUUUUGCUGAGACUAACCUCCACAGGAAGAUUUUCUGUCUCUCAUGGAUUGUGG